This is a messenger RNA of Vairimorpha ceranae, 297 nucleotides long. RefSeq names its product dna-directed rna polymerase i and iii subunit ac19. The record is from RefSeq and is a predicted model, not a curated record. The transcript has a single exon. Gene Ontology annotation, biological process: DNA-templated transcription. The coding region runs from base 1 to 297 and encodes 98 amino acids. Gene Ontology annotation, cellular component: RNA polymerase III complex; RNA polymerase I complex. Gene Ontology annotation, molecular function: DNA-directed RNA polymerase activity; protein dimerization activity. Lineage: Eukaryota; Fungi; Microsporidia; Nosematidae.
AUGAAAAAGAUACAUUUUGUUAAUGACAUGACAUUAGGAAUAUUAGAUGAAGAUCAUACACUUAUAAAUCCCCUUAAACAUAUUUUAUCUACUUAUUACACAAGUAAUAUAGAUUUCUGUGGAUAUACAAUUCCACAUCCAAGUGAAAAUAAAGUGCAUCUAGUGGUACAAUUUAUAAAAGAGGAUGAUCAGACAGUAGAAAAUAUAAUAAGUAAAGUAGAGGAAGGUAUAGAAGGAUUUAAGAAUAUUAUAAAGAAAAUUGAUGAGGAGUUUGAUAAAAGUUUAUCAAGGAAAUAA